AUGUUUCUCGAUCAGAUCCUCAAUGCUUUCUGCGGAAUGCUGCUGCACUAUUUGAAUAUAGUCCUCUAUGCCAGCAGCGACAAUUACAUGUUUAUCGAAGCGGAAAGGCUGCUUCAUGAAUUCACUCGCCGCGACGCAUCCAUCGUCUCUCUCUUUAUCAUGCCCGUCUUCGCGGAGGUCCUUAAGGCUUUUAUCCAUUACUUCUUGGGCCACAUCCUGACCUUGGUCAUGAUUCUCGAGGCCGAGACCCUGCAUACCCACUCAUCUACUUUGAUGCAAGUCAGCACCGGUAGCCCAAGCAUCCCAGCCCCAGUCUCUCGCAGCAUCUUGAGCGCCUGCAUCUUCCUGGUCCGCACCGCCGGCCUGCGCGUCUUCUUCAAAGGCAUCAGAGCAGCCAUCGUCUACCGCGCCUCCUUCCUCCUCACAACCCUCUUCAUCGAAAAGAUCGAGCGUCUCAUGAUAUGCCCCCGUUCCUUCGCGCCGUUCGUCGCGCGUGUCCUCUCCACCGUCUUCCUCAGCAACCUCCAUCUCGCAUGGACCCAGGCCACGAUCUGCAUACCCUCUUCUGCGCUCGUCUUGUCUGCGCCGAGAUCUGCGUCAUUCGACCAGCCUCCUUCCUGGCGCAUUCUUGCCCUUCCGUCCCUUUUCUUCGCCAUCGUGCAGAUCCUGAUGGACCUACUGCCUCGCAUCCUCCUCCGCGUCCUCAUCACCCUGAUCCCGGAACCCGAACGCACCGCUUCCCCCUGGAAAGCCAAACUCGCGUCCCAGAUCCUCAUCACAGUCUGUCGUCUUGCUCUGCACUUCCCUGCUCUCACGGCCCUCACCCUCAUCGAAGUUCGUCUCCUCCCGGACCUAGAGAACACAAUCGUCCCGUCGAUUCGAGGCCGAGGCGCCAGAAUGAGCGAGCUCGGUGCAUUAGGAGUUACCAGCCCGUAUGCGAGACCCGGAUCGGGUUUUUUCUGGGACGUGGGCGCUAGUUUCGGCGCUGGUGACGGUCCUGGACUGCAUACUCGACUUGGUUUGGAUCUUGUCCGGUGGACUACGGUUCUUUGGCUCUGCAAGCUUCAUGUGAAGAACUGUCUAUUGCAGUUUGCUGUGGAGGUGUUGUUGGGGAGGUAG
Aspergillus affinis is the source of this 1119-nucleotide messenger RNA. RefSeq lists its product as uncharacterized. NCBI's taxonomy places the organism in Eukaryota, Fungi, Ascomycota, Eurotiomycetes, Eurotiales, Aspergillaceae. The coding region runs from base 1 to 1119 and encodes 372 amino acids. The transcript has 2 exons. The record is from RefSeq and is a predicted model, not a curated record.